Messenger RNA from Malaya genurostris, 1779 nucleotides. RefSeq lists its product as uncharacterized. The transcript has 2 exons. The record is from RefSeq and is a predicted model, not a curated record. Lineage: Eukaryota; Metazoa; Arthropoda; Insecta; Diptera; Culicidae. Gene Ontology annotation, molecular function: catalytic activity. Bases 1 to 1779 code for a protein of 592 amino acids.
AUGGAAGCCUCUGAUCCCACCACCACAGUCGAGCCACUGCAGCCAGCGUUCGUCAGCCGUCCCGGUCCUGUGGGUGGUAAUGGUGAUGAGGUCUUCCAAGCCUCUAAUUUCGGCAAGUAUACAUUUUUGUCGGAUCAUUCCAUCGCUGAUUUGUUUCCCGCUUCCAGUUUGUCACCAGAUCAACGAUCACUGGGAUGCAGCGCCACUGGUAUUAUGGAAGCCUCUGAUCCCCCCGCCACAGUCGAGCCACUGCAGCCAGCGUUCGUCAGCCGUCCCAGUCCUGUGUGUGGGAGUGGGGACGAGGUCUUCCAAAUCGAUUUUAUAGGCAACUCUAUGGCGGCGAAUCAGUCAUGUCUUUCGAGUAUCCGGGUAUACUACCAAAACGUUGGUGGUAUGAAUGCAUGCAUUGAUGAGUAUUUGUUGGCUUGCUCGGAUGAAUGUUUCGACGUGAUAGCUUUUACGGAGACCUGGCUUAACGAUUGCACCCUGUCUGUGCAAGUCCUCGGUAAAAACUAUGAAGUUUUCCGAACGGAUCGUAGUUCCAGCAACAGUACGAAGAGUACUGGUGGCGGCGUACUUGUUGGUGUUCAUCGUCGUCUAAAAGCACAACUAAUCCAAUGUACCAGUGGUAGUUGCGUUGAACAGGUAUGGGUACAAAUUAAGUUGGCUAGUUAUUCAACUUUUUUCUGUGCGGUUUAUUUUCCGCCGGACCGUACUCGUGACCUGCCGUUGAUCGAUGCCCAUCUUUUGUCCCUCGAAGAGAUAUGCUCUUACGCUUGUCCUGUCGACGAAAUAUUAAUCGUUGGGGAUUUUAAUUUUCCCAAUCUAAAAUGGCAACCAGCUUCGAACGGCUUUCUUUUCGCGGAUCCUUCGCAGUCAUCUUUUCAUGCUGGCAGUAUCAGUUUGCUUGAUCGUUACAGCACAAAUCUGAUGCGCCAAUUCAACCACGUGACGAAUGAAAACAAUAAAAUACUGGAUCUUUGUUUUUCGAGUAAAUCCGAUUCCGCUCCCAAGAUUGCUGCUGCACCCGUUCCUAUGGUGAAAUAUGUAAAGCACCAUCCUCCUUUAUGCCUUGAGAUAGAAGCUUCUCGGCAGUCUCAUAGCUCCAAUGUGGAUGGAACCGUCAGAUAUGAUUAUAAAAAAGCAGACUAUAGAAAAAUUAUCGACUUUUUGUCGAAUAUUGAUUGGAGUGAAGUUCUCGACAAAGACGAUGCAAAUCUUGCUGUUCAAACUUUUUCCAAUAUUUUGACGUAUGCUAUAGAUCAUUAUGUGCCGAAACGACUAAGUAAUGCUUUCAGACAAGCUCCAUGGCAAACUACUGAAUUGAAACGAUUAAAAUCAUCUAAAAGAUCUGCGUUAAAAAAAUAUUCCAAGCAUGGCGGGUAUGCACUGCGUGCAAACUACGUACACAUCAACUCUUUAUAUAAAAGGACAGCAAAACGUUGCUACGCACGGUACCUUCGGAAUGUUCAGAACAAAUUGAAGUCCGAUCCUAAAUCUUUUUGGAAAUACGUAAACGACCAACGAAAAGAAUCGAAUUUGCCUUCGUCGAUGGUAUAUGGGAUAAGUGUUGGAACUAAUCUAGAUGAAAUUUGUCAACUGUUUUCCGAAAAGUUUUCCAGCGUUUUCUCCAAUGAAGUGUUGUCACCGAACCAAAUCGCCCAAGCAGCAAUGAACGUUCCAGUAUCACAUCAGUUGUUGGAUACUAUCAGUGUUGACGAAGAUUCAAAACACAACAUGGGUUUACGCCGAAACGGUCCACGGCUACCAAUCUCUUGA